AUGUCAGUGUCUUCGGUGUCACUGAGCUCCGAUGCCAAUGUCCGAUAUCAACGACUGGCACAGGAGUACACGAAGCUCAGGGCUCAGGCGAAAGUGCUCCGAGAGGGAGUGCUCGAGGAGAGGGGGCGGGGCGAUAAGUUGGCGGAAGAACUGAAAUCGAAAGAAGCCGUCAUCCGACGUCUUCAAGCCGAAAACGAGUCUCUCACAUUUCGAAACGAUCAACUCGCUCGUCGCGUCGAAAACUUUCAAUUCGAACCGCCCAUCUCCUCGACGUCUUCUCAACGAAAAAAGGCUCCGCCCCCUCAAGAUUCCGGCGGUCGAAUUGAGCUUCUGGAGCACGAAUUGCGUCAGAAGCUGGCGGAAAAUGAGCGUUUAGUGAGCAAACUGGAUGAAUCCGAAAGGCAACACGAGAUAGAAAUGGCUGAAAUGUCGGAGAAACUGGCGAAAGAGAUGCGAAUUCUGCAGGAUGACGUGAAGAGGAUGAGGAUGAAAACGACGAAAGCGAGUAGGCAGGAGGAGAUUCAGGAGAUUCAGGAGCAAAAAGAGAUUCAGAGGAAUCAUGAAAAAGAAGAGGAAGAAAAGGAGAUGGUGAUUGGGAGCCCCGAGCCACCAGAGUCACACGAAGAGGCCAGAAUUAUGGUGGCUGAGGCGACGAGGGGAAGCUUUUCAGCGCUAACCAACGUGUUCACCCUCCUACAACAACGCUGCGAGAUCUAUCCGUUCGAUUCGAAACUCGAACGUCUUCCCACUCACGUCGAGAAGCUCUCCUCCGAAUACGCACAAACCGCCCGUCUCUUCUCGAAUCUCGUCGAAAUUCUGGAUUCAAUCAUCUCGAAUUCCGUCUUCGAACCCGCUGAGCAACUCCCUGAAAUCACAUCAAAAUGCCGGCUGAUAUCUCAACAUUGUAAUCAAAUGUUGAGAGAUUUGGUACGACAAAUGACAGAAGAGGAGAAUCGAGUGACGUGGUGCUCGGCUCCGUUGAGCAAGUUGAAUAAUCAGUGGAUGGCUUUGAUUCUGGAACUUUUUGACGUCUUCGAACGGGUUACUGUAUCGUUAGGGUCUUCUGAAUCUGAGCUCCUUCUCUCCUCCCUAGAUUCUCUCGAUCAAAUCACCAGCGCCCUUCUCGAUUGCUUCCAGAAGCGCUGGAUAUUCGAGGCGCGGCUCCCAACGACGACUCGUCGUAUGCGGUGUGUGGGGGCGGCGCUUGAAGAGGCGCUCCAAAUGGCGUCGCAGGAGACGUCGAAGCUCGCGGCGCGGGGGAGACGGGUGACGAUGAUGGAGAAGGAGAGGGGCGUCAAGGAGCAGAAGGAGAGGGAGGAGGCGGAGCGUGCUCCAGAAAUUUUGGAGCCCCAGAAUCCCUUUGACGAUGAAGAUGAGGACGACUUCAAGGACGCCUCGGAGACACCGGAGCCUCCCACCGGAGCUCCGGAGCCUCCAGAACCUCCCAAGAUUCAGAAGACGUCAGUGGCUCCAUCUGAAGCCCCGCCCCCUUCAGACCACCUCCACACCGAGCUCCGCCUCCUUGCCACCCGCAACGAGGAGCUCCAAAAAGAGCGUGACAAACUGUUCGUCGACAACUCUCUCGUCAAACGAAAGCUUGAAAUCGCUAGCGCUGGAACCGAGAAAUCGACGGAUAUCGAUCAGAUAUGGUCGAUUGGAAUGGAGAGACGAGAUGAGUGGAUUCAGAGGGUGCAGAAAGCGGAGAAGGCGUUGAGAUUCUAUCAGAUUGAGUUCGACCUGCUGCUCCGCCACGAGCUUGCCUCCGAAGAGCACCUGAAACGCGUGCUCGCCGAGCUCGACUCGGUCACAAAACACAAUAAUCGGCUGAAAGAUGAGCUGGAAAGUGUACGAAAAGGCUACGAAUCACAGCUCGGCGACCUGUCGGAACAUCUCGCAACACUUGUGAAAGAGAGAGAAAAAGAGAAGGAAUCGAACAAGAGUCGUGGAAGUCUGAAAUCGUUCUUCAACAAGUCCUGA
Molecule: messenger RNA, 1977 nt
Organism: Caenorhabditis remanei
Lineage: Eukaryota; Metazoa; Nematoda; Chromadorea; Rhabditida; Rhabditidae
Exons: 5
Coding region: 1-1977 (658 amino acids)
Cellular component (GO): membrane; early endosome
Source: RefSeq, a predicted model, not a curated record